This is a messenger RNA of Amoebophrya sp. A25, 3584 nucleotides long. Lineage: Eukaryota; Dinophyceae; Syndiniales; Amoebophryaceae. The record is from the annotation of a GenBank genome assembly.
UACUAUUAAGGCUACCGCUGGACCAUCCUCAACAUCAUCCUUGGCCCAUUUUUCAAGGAGAAAGAGGGACCAGGGAGGUUCUCGGGGAUGCGAGCGCGGUAGCUCUAAUACUAGAGCUCCACGAACAAAGGGUUCCUCCUCUUCGUCCGGCUCCAGUUCACAACUGUCGACUCCAAAACCAUGGGCGAUGCACGAAAAACCAUACAUAUGGCUAACGACGGUGUCUUCAUCGAGUGACGAUAUAAGUUUCGUGGAGGACCUCCAAACUCGACUUAGGACAGCCGUGGAAGCACUUCUUGAUGUUGGGAUAGGAGGACUUUUGAAGGAUGAUCUUGAGGAUGAUCAACGCCUGAUGUCUGGAAUUGGAAAUAUCCGUUAUCGGGUUUCAGUAGUCUCUGCAUCGUCUUCUUCCUCGUCCUCUUCUAGGCCAGGGCGAGGAAGUAGAGGCAAUGCGAAUGCUCCAGGAGGCAACAACUCGGGUGAGUCCAAAAGGCCUACUGCUACUACAACAGCCGCGCUGACUUCUCAGGACGUUCUGAUCAAGGCAGCCGUGAGGCAUGUGACCAAGCAGUUUCCGCGAUGGAAAGUGGACUUGUCGUUGGAUGGACCCGACCUCGAGCUGGUGUGGUUCGUCUUUUUUAGCUCUUCUUCUACUCAAGAAGCUCAACAGACUCCUAAAUGUCCCUCUCGUGGUCCCUCCUGGUGUGCGGAUUUAGUCCUGAGGAGGUUGCCAAAAAAAGGAGAAGCGAAUGCAGUCCGAAACAAGAAGAUGUUCUCAAAACUGCCGAGUGAAUGGAGGAGCUACCAUCUUUUGGAAGAGGUUGAAGAGGAAGAGGACGUUGGCGAUGUUGAUGUUGGAAUACAGGACAUGAACCUAAACGUUGAAGGCUUGAACUUGAAAGACGAGGAUCUGAAGACUCCACCAAGAAAGGUGAAUGGAGACGCCAGCUCUUCCGAUAUAUCAGAAGCUCUUGCUCCUGAACCUUCGACUUGCUUACCAAUUAAAGAGCAUGAAAAAAGCGAGAAGAUCAUACCGAGAACUACAGGAACUUCACCAACAAAGAAGUCUAAGUCUCAGUCUCACUCUCAGCAAACGAGUGGUCUUUCUUCAACGAAAGGUUGCACUCUGCGACCAUCUACUGCGUAUUUGUUGCUGGAGGCAGCGGGUUGCGGGGAUUGCACGACGGGUUUCUCAGUGCUUGACUGUUUUGGGGGCCAAGGAACUAUAGCUAUGGAAGCGGCUCUUCAAUAUCCUUUGUGCAAGCGCGCAGUGACGUCAGAUGCGGAUGCGAAACAAUCAGCUAUUGCGAAAAAACUUAGUAUCAGGAUUGGUUUGGGUUGUAGUACUAGUACUAAUUCUCCUAAAAACGAAGAUCUUCCCUCUUCAAAUGCAGCAGCAGCUGUUGUCCCUUCAAGAAAUGGGAAUGCACCCUUAUUUGAAGUCCACACAGCAGAUGCCCGCCAACUACCCUAUCCGGAUGAAGCCUUCGACUUCUUAGUCGUUGACCUCCCUUUCGGAAAUAAGCAUGAGCUAAUCGGCGCUGCCUCUUUGUCGUCGCUUUUGGCUGAUUUUCUUGCAGAAGCGGCCAGAGUUUUGAAACGUUUUGGUAGAUUAUGCGUUUUGUGUACGAGGAUGCAUGCGAGGCAGUUGUUAGCGAAAGUGGAAUCAGCGAUGAUGUUUAAAAGCGUCCCCAGUUCAAGCUCCACGACUAUUGGUAACACAAAUAUAUUCAACUCCUGCAUCCCUAAUUCGAAUGGUGAAGAAGCGCAAGCGCGACCAGUCAUCAUAGGAGGAUGGCCAGCUGCAGUGGUGGUGCUGGAACGAAGUGAUGUUGCUGCAAGUGCACGAUUAGAACAAAAGCAGGAACACCAAGCUUCUUCUACUUGCGCAACGCAUACGAAAUCCUGCUCGAAAAAACGAAACGACACUUCAUCUCAGUGCAUGGACUGUGCUGUGGUAGCGGAUUUCUUAUUUGGGUCCUCAUCCUCGUGCUCCUCGAAGACCGAUGGAAAGCCCUCGAAAGCGGAGGAUUCCCUCACAGACUUCUUGAUGGACACGUGGCCUGACCACUUUCCGACAGCUGCAGCAUGCAAGAAGACACUGAAACGAGGCAGGGUCUGGAUUGUCAAAGAGACGAACCACGAGUCAGUAGACCACGUCUCUACGGCUAUAGUGAACGAUGGUAAAAGCAGGGACUACAGCGUGCGUUCUGGCAUGAAUGCUGCUGAUAAAAACAAGGAAACGCAAGCGCUUGUAGAUGAAGUUGUUCCUUUGACUUUGGAGACUGCACAGAAUGUACUCUUUCAAGAGGAUGAUCUUGGAAGUUGCCGAAAAAUAUCCCUAGGUAACCGCAAGAGGAGGUUGCUGUUUUUCCCUGAUUACCCGGUGCGCGAACCCUACAAAAGCUCAAAUAAACUAAGCCCAAGUCUUCCUUCUGGUGGUCAAGAAUACAGACCAGGAAUUCAAAAUGUAGAAGCUGAGGCUCCUGUUCUCGCACGUGGACGUGGAUGGUUUAUUAUACAGAAACCUCCGGGCAUGCCAGUUCAUGGCGGGCUGAGAACGGUGCAAAAUAUCGCGGCAGCCAUAGUGCAACGAGAAGACCAAAGCAGGUCUUUUGAAAAAAUGGAUGAAAGUCGACAUCUUACAAGCAUUCCGUUCGGAGCGUGUCUCAACACUCUACCACAAGCUGUCAGUGGUCCUAUCCUUGUUGCGACUGACGCAGAAGUUGCGUGGAAUUUCGUGAAAGCUUGUAACGUCUCACACUCAACAGCAGCCUCACUAUCGCUUACUUGGCGAGCUGUGUUACAACACGUAGAAGAUCAUGCCCAGCAUGCGUGGUUCUUGAAGAAAACGUCCACUGGGGAUCAUGAUAAGCAUAUUGAGGCUAAAAAUCAUGAUGUCUAUGUAGAUGACCACGGCAUGAUCUUCCCAACUAGUAGACUGAAACUGGGGAAGAUCCACCGUACAACACCAAGUCGGCGCUUCGGCUUCAUUUCUGAACUAGAGAUGGAAACAGACGUCAAGUGCCUCACUGAGUGUGGAAAGAUGGCUGAAAAGAUUGUUGAGCAUUUCUCAACAAAUGCUGGUGCUAGCAAUGUUAGUACAAGAACUGAUAGUUGUACUCCGAUUCUUGGGUCUAAUGAGGAGGUGCGGGUACGCAGAGGACACUUGUACCUACGUCUUCAGCGCUUUUGCUUCAAAAUUAUCAGCACAGAAGAUGAUAGUACGAAAGUAAAAGUUGUGGACGUAGAAUCGCUGGAUAAUUGUCCUUCACAGAUGCGAUUUGAUAAGCUCUUUGCUGCAGAACAGGCAGUAUGGGACACAUACGUCGUCCCUGGUCAACAAGGUUGAAGGUGUUGAGGAGGACUGUGUGGCCUCACAAGUAGACACUUCUAUUAGCUACAAAAGAGGCACCAUGACAUGACAAGGACUUAGCAAAGUAGUUCUAAUCCUCCUCACUCUUGAUGAUUCGUCCCUUUCAUCUUGUGAUAUGGUCCCCAUUCCCCCUGCGUCAAAUUUUUACAUCAAGUUCAAGUCUAACAAGAACUUUGUAGCAACGUUGUCUCCAUGAUGUGUAUUGCAA